AUGGUAGAAUCUCUACAAAUGUUCUUAUUCCUCUUCAAAUCUAAAUACAGACGAAAAUACUCAUGGUUCUCGCCGUUCUUGUGUUCAGUCCUCAUAGUGUUAUUGUUUUGUCAUGAUGUUCUGACUAGGUGUAGUGAACAUAACUGUUUAAAUGGUGAGUGUAAGAACGAGACUUGUGAGUGCUUCGAGGGCUGGCAAGGCCCAGAAUGUCAGCAUUGCGGUGGGAAGAUAAAAUUGACUGCACCAACGGGGGUGAUUACAGACGGCCCGGGGAACUACAGUGUGAGCACGGCUUGCUCUUGGCUGAUAUCUCCGCCGAGGCUCGGGCCCACGCCGCCCCCUAUACGUGUGAGGUUGGAGAGUUUCGCGACAGAAUGUGGAUGGGACCAUUUGUAUGUUUACGACGGAGACAGUGUACGGGCCGAGAGGCUGCUGGCUGUAUUCAGCGGAGUUUUAGAGAAUGGCGAGUCGGGGUGGACGCGACAGGUUAUAGCGCGGUCUGGGAGCGUGCUGAUUCAUUUCUUCUCUGACGACGCGUACGCGAUGGAGGGGUUCAAUGUCACGUACGCUGCGUAUUCCUGCCCCUCCAACGAACAUCGCACGAAUUGCUCCAACCACGGAGAAUGCGAAGACGGCGUUUGUAAGUGUGAGCCGGAUUGGGUCGGUGUGGCCUGCGAUGAGCUUUUAUGUCCAGACGAGUGCAACGCGGCGUACGGCGCGGGCGAGUGCACGGCGGCCGGCUGCGAGUGCGUGGGCGGGCGCGCCGGCGCCGCGUGCGAGCGGGACAGCGCGCGCGCCGGCUGGGCGUGGCGCUGGCGCGAGCCGCACGACCAGCGCCCCGCCGCGCCCGCGCCGCCCGCCCCGCCCCCCGCCGCCGCGCACGCGCUGCUCGCGCUGCCGCCCGACUUGCUGCGGAUCGGCGGCGAGACCUUCGCGCCCGCGCACUUUCUCUACAGAUACAAGACAGCUGAAAACAAAUGGUAUCCGGUACUCCCAUUGGACGAAAGCUCUCCAAAUCCAGCUUCCCGCUUCGCACACUCUGCCAUUAUGUACGGGGACGAGGUCAUCGUAUACGGAGGAGUGAUUACUUCAGAUGAACCUGAGAGAGGAGGCGGUCUCGCUGGACUCGAAGGAAGGGCUGGCGAGGUGACGAAUGAACUUUGGAAGGGCAGGAUACAAGAUAACACCGUUGUGUGGACGAACGCCACGCCAGUAACCUGCUCGCCGCAUCGACCUGCGCCAUUGAAACACUGCGGAGGUCUAAACUUAUCUGGCCACACCGCCGUACUAGCUUACAUAGGGCCUACACAGAAACCGGUUAUGUUGGUUUUCUUCGGGCAUUCGCCGCACUACGGAUAUAUGCACAUAGUGCAGGAGUACUACAUCGAAGAGGGAGCGUGGGCGGGAGCGGUAACUCGAGGAUGGCCGGCCCGCGCUGGCUUCGGACACUCGGCAGCCUGGGACACACUGUCGCGGCGAGUGUACGUGCACGCCGGCCUCGUGUCCGAGUCCGAGGCGGCGCAGGCUCCGUCGUCAGCAUUAUAUGAAUACGACGUAGAAACCAAAGUAUGGAGGCCGCUUCCAUCUGCACCGACACCUAGAUACUUACAUACAGCUACAUUCAUCACACCUGGUAUUAUGCUGGUUUUUGGCGGUAACGCGCACAACGAUAGCGCCGCGGCCGUCGUGACCAACCCUGCCGCUUCAAAGUGCUACUCGGGCGGCGCCUUGUUGUACGACGUCAGGUGCAGGCGGUGGGUCGAGGCGCCGGAGGUGCGCGGCGCGGCGCGCGCGGCGCACGCGGCCGCCCCGCUGCCGCUCCGCGACCGCCCCGCCGUGCUCAUAUAUGGCGGGUUCGAUGGGCGGCUGCGGUCGGACGCGCUGUCGCUGUCGGCGGGCGAGGCGUGCGGCGCGCUGCGCGAGGCGGCGGCGUGCCUGCGCGCCGCGCACUCGCACGCGCGCGCCUGCGGCUGGCGCGCCCAAGACCGCUCCUGUGUGCCCUUGGAGGAAAUCGGCUGGACAAAAUCGUUUGACGGCACUGUUAAAACAUGCGAAGUUGAACCAGUGUUUGACGAAAAGCUGUGCUCGUCCGCGGAGUGGUGCGACGCGUGCACGGCGGUGGGCUGCGCGUGGUGCGGCGCCUGCUACCCGUCCGCGCAGUACUGCCUGCGACACACGCACCAGAUGGCGUUGUCCUUGGAAGAGUGUGGAGCCGCUGGCGCCGAGCCGCCACGCGACGCCUGUGCGCGCUUCCACUCCUGCACCGCCUGCCACGCGCACCGACACCACCACGCACACGGUAUAGAUGACGUAAAUCAGCGAGCCUGCUACUGGGACUAUGACACGGUCAAAUGUAAACCAGCGAACUCAUCAGAUGACAUCAGGAGCGUGUCCACGGGCGGCUGCAGUGCCCCGUGUUCCACGUACACGACGUGCGCCAACUGCACCGCGGAGGAGUGCAUUUGGUGCGCAUCGGCCGGUCGCUGCGUCGACAAGAACGCGUACGGCGCGUCGUUUCCGCUGGGCGGGUGCCGCGCGUGGUCGACGGGCGCGUGCGCGGGGGGCGCGGCGGGCGCGGGGGGCGCAGCGGGCGGCGCGGGCGCGACGGCGGGCGGGUGCGGCGCGCACGCCGGCUGCGCUGCGUGCCGCGCGGAGCCCGCGUGCGGCUGGUGCGACGACGGCGAGGGCGGCGGCCGCGGCGUCUGCCUGCCCGGCGGACAGCGCCGCCCGCACCAGCCGCACGUCUGCCCGCAGCACAGAUGGCACUUCACGCGUUGUCCGCUGUGCCAGUGCAACGGUCACGCCGUGUGCGACUCGUCCGCGCGCUGCAUUCAGCCGUGCAGCGGUCGCGCGAUUGGCGAGCACUGCGACACGUGCGCGCCCGCGCACUGGGGCAACCCGCUCAACGGCGGAGUGUGCCAACCGUGCGAGUGCAACGCGCAGGCGGUAUCGUGCGCGGCGGACACGGGCCGCUGCCACUGCAGCACCAAGGGGCUGGCGGGCGACCGCUGCGACAAGUGCGACAACACCAACCACUACCACGCAGACCUCUACAACAAGGGCGCCUGCUACUACGAUCUAGCCGUUGACUACCAGUUCACCUUCAACUUAUCUAAAAAGGAAGACAGGCAUCUUUCAGCAAUCAACUUCCGGAAUGCGCCAGUAAAACCGGAUGUGGAUGCGGAUUUUAGCAUAACGUGUUCUGCGCACGCCCGAAUGAAUCUCACUGUGCGAACGCGAAGCGAUCCCACAGAGAGAACGCUCUUCAGCGACGUGAACUGCACUAACUUCCGCUAUAAGUUCGCCAAAUCGGAGCAUGCGUUCGGCGUAGAAGACAACGUCACGCUUACAACCUUCUUCGUCUACGUGUACGACUUCCGGCCGCCAUUGUGGAUACAGAUCUCGUUCUCGCAGUACCCCAAGUUGAACCUGCAGCAGUUCUUUAUCACGUUUUCCUCCUGCUUCCUGCUGCUGCUGCUUGUUGCUGCAGCGCUUUGGAAGAUUAAACAGAAGUACGAUAUUUAUAGGAGACGACAGCGGUUAUUUGUCGAAAUGGAGCAGAUGGCAUCUAGACCAUUUAGUCAAGUGUGUGUGGAGCUAGAAAAGGGAGGUGGGGGCGGUGGCGUGCCGGCGCCGGUGGCGCUGGAGCCGUGCCGCGGCGGGCGCGCGGCCGUGCUGUCGCUGCUGGUGCGCCUGCCCACCGGCGGCACGGGCCGCGCGCCGCCGCUCGGCGGCCUGGCCGUCGCCUCCGCGCUCGUCACGCUCGGCCACCACCCGCCGCCGCCCGCCAAGCGCCGGCGCCGCUGA
This is a messenger RNA of Parnassius mnemosyne (clouded apollo), 3807 nucleotides long. The record is from the annotation of a GenBank genome assembly. NCBI's taxonomy places the organism in Eukaryota, Metazoa, Arthropoda, Insecta, Lepidoptera, Papilionidae.